This is a messenger RNA of Letharia columbiana, 1533 nucleotides long. RefSeq lists its product as uncharacterized. Gene Ontology annotation, cellular component: membrane. The transcript is spliced from 3 exons. Gene Ontology annotation, molecular function: serine-type endopeptidase activity. Lineage: Eukaryota; Fungi; Ascomycota; Lecanoromycetes; Lecanorales; Parmeliaceae. Gene Ontology annotation, biological process: proteolysis. The record is from RefSeq and is a predicted model, not a curated record. The coding region runs from base 1 to 1533 and encodes 510 amino acids.
AUGGCAGCUAACGAAUACUAUAACCCAUCUCCGUCCCCGGGGAAUGGACAACGCUACAAUGCUCCUCCGCCACGUCUCCCUUUGGACCCUUAUGCCACCUACGCCUCCCAUCCUACGCAGCCAUCACCGCCUCAGAUAUCAUCCCCCUACGAAGACACAAGCUAUCGACCUUAUGCCGACCAAAGUCAGCAAAGCAUACCCUCUCCCUACUACGCCUCCGGUGGCGGAGGCCGAGAGACCGAGCCAAAUACAUACUCAGACGACAUCCCUCUACGACAACAUCCGAGCAAAGGGAGUUCGGAGAUGUUGCAUGAUCCACUGCCUCACGAUCCUGCCAUUAUCGACAGACCGACCCAAAACGCCGCCCGAAGGAGGAGGAAGCAAGGAUUCUUUGGUGGUGGGAAGAUACCAUGGGUUGUAUACACCUUGACCCUGAUUCAGGUGUGUGUAUUCAUCGCGGAGCUUGUGAGGAAUGGUGUUCUCACCAAAACCCCUAUCGAAAUCCACCCAUCCUUCAACCCUAUGAUUGGCCCUUCCCCUUAUGUCCUCAUCAACAUGGGCGCCCGCUAUGUUCCCUGUAUGCGCCAGACAUCUGAAGGUCUGGACACAACAAUCGACUGGCCGUGUCCCAACACGACAUCCACCUCCCUAGACGAUUCUUCCAAUCAGUGUCAAUUGAACAAUCUUUGCGGCUUUCACGAUAAAGCCUACACAAAAAGCAACCCUCCAAACCAGUGGUUCCGCUUCAUCAUUCCUAUGUUCCUACAUGCUGGAUUCAUACACAUCGCAUUCAACAUGUUACUGCAGAUUCUACUUGGAAAAGAGAUUGAGAUACUGAUUGGCUCGAUACGAUUCCUUAUCAUCUACCUCAGCAGUGGGAUCUUCGGCUUUAUACUUGGCGGUAAUUUCGCUCCACAAGGCAUAGCGUCAACCGGUGCUUCGGGCUCUCUCUUCGGUAUCAUUGCUAUCAUGCUUUUGGACCUCCUCUACCACUGGGAAGAGCGUCAAUCACCAUGGAUAGAUCUUGCUUGGCUGAUGUUCGAUAUCGUAAUAUCGUUUGCCUUGGGGCUUUUGCCUGGACUGGACAAUUUCUCGCACAUAGGAGGUUUUCUCAUGGGCUUAGUCUUGGGUAUCUGUUUAAUACAUUCACCAGAAAUUCUACGGCAACGGGUUGGUGCAGACCUUCCCCCUUAUGCCUCUGUUCAGCAGGCACGGAAAUUAGCCGACAAUGGCGACAUAAAAGCUUUCGUGAAAGAACCAGUGGCAUUUUUCAAGGGUCGCAAGCCGCUAUGGUGGGCAUGGUGGCUGGUGCGGGCAGCUGCAUUGAUAGGCGCAUUUGUUGUCUUCAUUGUGCUUUUGAAGAAUUUCUACAAAGCAGACCCGAAGACGUGCCACUGGUGUCGGUACUUGAGCUGCAUAGACAUUAAGAAUUGGUGUGACAUUGGCAAUUUACAGACGACAAACGGAACGACAGGCAGCAAGCGGGAUCUUUUGAGCAGGCCAUUGGUGACCAAAUUGGAGUAUUUUCUCUGA